Schizophyllum commune H4-8 is the source of this 1563-nucleotide messenger RNA. RefSeq lists its product as uncharacterized. The coding region runs from base 30 to 1358 and encodes 442 amino acids. The record is from RefSeq and is a predicted model, not a curated record. The transcript is spliced from 2 exons. NCBI's taxonomy places the organism in Eukaryota, Fungi, Basidiomycota, Agaricomycetes, Agaricales, Schizophyllaceae.
CCUCCUCCCCCCGUCAAUACCGUCCAGCAAUGCCGAGGGCCAAGGCAAGCAAGCCAAACACUCAAACGGCGUCAGACCUGUACGGCGCGCAAGCUGCCUCGUUCAGCGCCCAACCGCCCGCACCGUCCCAAUCCAGCUCCUUCCCAGCCAUCCUGGUCCCCCGCAACAUGCUACGUGCUGAGCUCGAAUCCCGCUCCCCCAAAUCUCUCACAUCGCUCAUCUUCUCCCUCAUGGACAACUUUCCCUCCACCGUGCCCUUUAUUGCGAAGCAGGCGAACACAGCGCUUGUAUCUGGUUCUUCGGAUAUGCGGUUGCCGGAUACGAUCGUGGUGCCGGCGAAGGUGUGGUUCGGGAAGGAUGAGGGGGAGGGGGAGGAUGUGGGGGAUGAUGCUGAGCCUGCUGGGAAGGGCAAGGCUAAGGGGAAAGGCAAAGGGAAGGCGGACCGGAACAAGGAGAAGGAGAUGUGGACGAAGGAUCCGACGCUGGACGAGGAUGAGGUCGUAGGAGGAUCGGACAAGGAGAACGCGGGCGAGAGGAAUCCCGCGAUGCAGGUCAAGGGCAAAGGGAAGGGGAAGGAACCCGCACGGGCCAAGAGCAAGGAGCCCGCGACGCAGACGAAGGGGAAGGGUCCCGCAGUGGCGCCUGACGCGUCGCGCAAGCGCGCGGCCUCUCGGGCGCCUUCUCCGACCCCCAAGCCUCAGUCCAAGCGCCGCAAAGCGACCGAUGAUAAGCCGACCCCAUCCGAGCCUGCCGUCCCUAGCUCCUCCCAACCCGCCACCACCUCCAUCCCUUCUACCCCCUUCACGCCCGCGGGCGUCUUUACCCUCACCUGCCCUUACCUCUCCGAAACAUGGCCCGACGCCUGCGCUAACCCCCUCACCCUCCGCCUCGCCCCGUCCUCCACCGGCGCCCACCUCUGGGGCGCCUUCAAACUCGGCGUCCUGGACGGCAUCCUCCGCUCCACCACCUCGCCCCCCUUCGCUCCCUCCAAAGCCAUCGACUUCGUCUGGCGUGCGCGGUCCUCUGAGGAAGUGAACGAGGACAACGAGCCCGCCAUCGAAGUCGACGACGACGAUCAGACGGGGACGUUACUGUUUAUGCCCGACGGCACGCUCCGCGGCGUGCUCGAGGGCGCCUUCCUCCCCGACGAACAGUGCAUCUUCCUCGCGCGGCGGAAGACGGGGGACAAGCGGUUCCGCGCGCCCGGCGAGCGGCUCGUCAAGCAGUGGAAGCGCGAGUGGCGGAAGCUGCCUGGGGAGCAGCCGGGUGGGGUGGGGUUGUGGGGGCGGAGUAAGGAGCCGCCCGCAGCGUCGGAUACAAGCGAGGACCAGACGCUGUAUAUCAUGCCCGCGUAUUAGCACAGUAUAUGGGGGUGGACUGGGGUGAGGGUGCAUCGUCGCGUCGUCGUCCCGCGCUUCAAACGAUCAGUGCCCCCCUCGGGCGACAUGUACAGAUCUAGAGUACUUAUCUGAACAUUUCUUCGUAACGUAUCGUUCUAAUUUUGUUCGAAUUCCUUCGUUACACAUCCCGGCGGGCUUGGACAUAGCCUCCCCAUGAGCCGUC